This is a messenger RNA of Hibiscus syriacus, 768 nucleotides long. RefSeq names its product NAD(P)H-quinone oxidoreductase subunit U, chloroplastic-like. The record is from RefSeq and is a predicted model, not a curated record. Gene Ontology annotation, cellular component: chloroplast; NAD(P)H dehydrogenase complex (plastoquinone); chloroplast thylakoid membrane. NCBI's taxonomy places the organism in Eukaryota, Viridiplantae, Streptophyta, Magnoliopsida, Malvales, Malvaceae.
GAACCUUUGGUUAAAAGCUCACGUCUUAUCUCCUGUGUUUGUCGAAUAGAAAAACCCAUUGGAAACUAGAGAAGCAGAAAACUGUGACAAAAGCCAUGGUUCUGUCAACCGCUGCUGCAACACUCUACAUUUCUGGCUACAACGUUCAUGCCCCAACGCGCAGAAGCACCUCCAUCUUCUCAAAUUCUACCAAUUUUUCAAUAAAGCAGAGUAGAAAACUGAGCAUCAGGAGCUCUGGUGAUGUAUCAGCCGAGACACCAGCCACUGAAACAGAAACAGAAAAAUCCAUUGAUGAAACUCCUAAAGGACCUCCUCCUCUAAUCUCUGCUCUUAAUGUUGAACGAGCUCUUCGUGGCAUCACAAUAACAGAUGUAGAUCACUAUGGUAGAGUUGGCCUUCAAAGUGGAUGUUCUUAUGAACAGGUUCGAAUCAUACAUAAGCUGAGGACUUCAUUUCUUUCUCAGGAAUCGUACUCGAUUUUGUCAUCGGUGGAAGAGAGAAGGCUGUAUGACUGGAGCUUGGCAAGAACUGAAAACCCAGAUAGAUAUGCCUGGCCUUUUGAGGUGGAUAUCACCCAAACUCCCAAGGAGGACCCUCCACCAGGGAGUUUUGUGUGACAAGAACCGGAGGACGUCGGGCCGACGAGAUUGGUGGGAUAUUUCUUUCUAGGAUGGCUAAUACUGUCGGUCGUGUUGUCUAUUGCCCUUGCUCGAUAGGGGAUGUGUUUUUAUUCUGUAAUAUAGUCAUCACAAAUGAUCUCUUUUGCCA